Messenger RNA from Scomber japonicus (chub mackerel), 737 nucleotides. RefSeq names its product CXXC motif containing zinc binding protein (gene czib). Lineage: Eukaryota; Metazoa; Chordata; Actinopteri; Scombriformes; Scombridae. The coding region runs from base 36 to 518 and encodes 160 amino acids. The record is from RefSeq and is a predicted model, not a curated record. Gene Ontology annotation, molecular function: zinc ion binding. The transcript is spliced from 8 exons.
GCAGCAGAACGAGUUGUCAAUGGGAAGGCUUCAAAAUGGGGAAAUUCGGGCUCCAGUUCAAAGCCACCCUGGAAAAUGUGACCAAUGUGAAACCAGAAGGCGACGACUUCCGCUGGUUUCUGAAGCUCAAGUGUGGCAACUGUGGAGAGGUCACAGAUAAAUGGCAGUAUGUAACCCUAGCGGAGAGUGUGCCACUAAAAGGAGGACGAGGCAGUGCCAGCAUGGUGCAGAAGUGUAAACUUUGCAGCAGGGAAAAUUCAAUUGAUAUCCUGGGGGACACAAUCACACCUUAUAAUGCGGAGGACAGUGAAACCUUCAAGACAAUGGUGAAGUUUGAGUGUCGAGGUCUGGAGCCGACCGAUUUCCAACCACAAGCUGGUUUCGUUGCAAAAGGAGCAGAGUCUGGGACACCAUUUCCUGAAAUCAACCUAGAAGAGAAAGACUGGACAGACUACGAUGAAAAAGUCAGUGAAUCGGUGGGAAUAUACGAGGUCACACACCAGUUCAUCAAGUGCUGAUGUCAUCAUGUGAGGAGUGUUAGAAAUGGCGAACCAACACUACGACCAAACACCCUCUGUCCGCUUUCCCGAUAACAUGGAUGCUUCAGGCAUGGCAUGGCUGAUGAACAUUUAAAAGUGUGGCAAACGACUUCAAGGAUGCCCAUACACAUGUCUUGGAUUAAUCAUCAUGGUCAAGGCUUUUUUUUUUUACUGCCUCAAUAAAAUUUAAAUGGUGAA